Messenger RNA from Clonostachys rhizophaga, 1506 nucleotides. Lineage: Eukaryota; Fungi; Ascomycota; Sordariomycetes; Hypocreales; Bionectriaceae. The record is from the annotation of a GenBank genome assembly.
AUGGUUGGUGUGCCUGGCAGAUCGAAGGCUUGCAAGACGUGCCGAAGCCGAAGAGUCAAAUGCGAUUUGCAACGGCCCAGCUGUGGCCAAUGCCAGAGACGGCAAGUCACAUGCGGCGGGUACGAGCGGCAGCUCAUAUUUGUCAAUAACACUUCACAGGAAGUCCCGAGCUCUACUUUCAGGCUCGGGAACAAGGCCUAUUCAACUGCGGACCGUGGAAGUGAAAGAACCCUGACCAGAGCGCCUCCAUCGCCGCAAACCAUUCAUCAACAUGCAUUCGUUUCUAGGGCUUCCGAGGAACGCAUGGUGGGUUGGUUUUGGUCCACCUAUCUUCCAAACGGCCGAUCGGCUUCAAGUGAAUCAGCACAGUUUUCUCUGUACGGUUGGACUACUCUGAUUCGAGACAUGUACGACAAAAACAACAUGGUCCGGGCAGCAGUUCUAGCAAGCGUAUUGGGAAGGAUGGCCGGGGUGGAAGAUAGCCCAACGAUCCGCCGAAAAAGCCAUGAGCUAUAUGGAUGGACACUGCUUUCUUUGGCGAGGAUUCUUCAAGAGCCUUCCAAGCAUCCGUGUUAUCUAAUUCUCUCAGCUUUGAAAUUAUUGGGAUUUUAUGAGCUCUGGUCAAGAUCGGAUGAGAGUAGUCAUCCAAACCCGUUCAAAGCGUGGAGCUCGCACGUCACGGGCAAUGCUGCGUUUAUCCUACUGAGAGACCCGAGUGCCUUUAUCGAAGGGCAUGCCCAUAGACUCUUUGCUGACAGCCGCUAUGGUCAGGCUAUUGUUGGCAUUAAGCUUCGGAAGCCGUCACCUUUAGCCCAACCAGAGUGGAAAACGAUCCCAUGGAAAAUCAUUCAGAAGACGCCCAGGGAUAGCCUGCUCGACAUUAUGAUUGAACUACCAGGAAUUUAUGAAGAGGUGGACUCCAUCAGCGCUUGUAAAGACCGAAACUCCCAACAAGAUCGCCGAAGACAGCUAAGAGCAAGAUGCUGGUCGCUUUCGAAUGAUCUCCAAAGCUGGGAAGCCGUAUCUGGCCGAGCCACGCUUAAAUUCGCGGAAAGCGUGUUAGAGGCAGGAAAUCAAGUCCACAGCCAUCCCUUAUCGCCUGACGAUCUUUCAAAAGGAAUUCUUGUUUUGAUAUACUGGGCUGUGUGCAUUAUGUUGUACGAUGUUCUCAAGAGUGAUGCAGACCUUGACCCAUCUUUCUCGCAAGUCUCCAACAUACGGCCACGUUUUGCCGAACCAUCGAUUUACUGUCGCAAAGUGGCCGCUUUAUUGCCUUGUUUCUUGACUCCAGACACAAGCACCAACUACUUGAUCUUGUAUCCAGUGGGCACUGCACUUCAAUACCAGCGCAAAAUUGACAAGGGCACCAUGUCCAAGGAGCAGGUUGCUUUGAUGCAGGCCUUCACAGGCAAUGAAGGGAAGACUGCAAUGGCGUUUAUGAACGAUGCACAUGGCUUCAAAGGUUCCACAUCCAAUUCAUCUUCAGAUCAGAAACCACUCACCUGA